AUGGUUUCGUAUCGAAUGGUGUUAGUGUUAAUUUUCAAUCUUAUAUUACGACUUACAGAAGGCAGAGUGUACUGUCAAGAUUCACACGCGUCGCCAUGGAUUCCACUCGGCUACUCUUGCCCAGUGAUGUGCCAGAAUAUCAUCAAUGCGAUUGAACAAUUAAAAAUGAUUGACUACAGAAAACUGUUAGAAAUUAACCAGGGGCAUAGAAAAAAACUAAAUGGAAGCUACGUAAGCAAACUCUUGCUUAGCCAAAGUUCAGAGGAAGAUGAUGGUGUGGAAGUUGGUAGAUCAGCUCGAACGGAACCAUAUCAUAAAGACGGUGUAUCAAAAUAUACAUCCUCAAUGAAAAAGGCGCGAGAAAAAAUUAAUUAUAAGCUUAAUAUGCAAGUAAAAAAAGAUAAAUACUUCAGAAACAUUAUAGAUAACAAAAUUGAUGAUACAAGUAGGGAAACUUAUCGCAAAAUGGCGCCUAAUCAAAAUGGCGUUUCCUUAUUUGAGUACAACAAAAAAUUUGAAAAUGUUGUUCCGAAAACAUCACAUAAAGUAUCUAUUAACCAAAAACACACAUAUCACAUCAAAACACACACUUCCAAACCUAUAAACAUUCGAAAAUACACUAUGAAUCCAUUUACAAAAAUGGCGGGAAAUAGCAAAGAUUUACAAAUGGCGGUUGAAGAUACUUGCGAUUGGUUUAAAAACAAACAGCCUUAUGUUUUGAUAAAGAAAAUGGCAAAAAAUUGCAUCAAAGGGAACAGAAGAAACGGGUACGGAGAAGAUUUCAUAAGGACACUGACAAGAACAAUGAAUCGAUACGCGCUGACGUCGUUCAAGUUCACCGAAGAUAUGGUUGAGUUGGUGCUUGAGAAGGUGUUUGGAGAAAACAUUGAUCUCCGCAACAACGUAUUCGAUGUGGGCAAGUUGUUGAGCUACUUGAAGAACGAGAUGAAUGUGCACAAGCUGCACAGGCGCCGGGAUACGACCAUCGUGCUGAAGCCACGCCAUUGUCUGUCCAUUUCUGUACCCGGAUGUUUUUGUAGACCGGGGUUCGUGGAGAAUGCAGGCCAGUGCGUGAAACCGGAGGACUGUUUCCCUGACACACCGGAUGAGGAUUAUUUGUCGCGUAUCAUAGUUUACUAA
Molecule: messenger RNA, 1140 nt
Organism: Parnassius apollo (apollo)
Lineage: Eukaryota; Metazoa; Arthropoda; Insecta; Lepidoptera; Papilionidae
Source: the annotation of a GenBank genome assembly